Messenger RNA from Stegodyphus dumicola, 696 nucleotides. RefSeq lists its product as uncharacterized. NCBI's taxonomy places the organism in Eukaryota, Metazoa, Arthropoda, Arachnida, Araneae, Eresidae. The record is from RefSeq and is a predicted model, not a curated record. Gene Ontology annotation, cellular component: nucleus.
AUCAGCUUUUAAAUGGUAGCUGUACAAUAUGUAACCCAUUUGUGAUAUAUUCAUCAUUCCAAAAUGAGGGAGAAACUGAAACUGUUCAAACUAGGUCUGUCCGUAGACGAAGAUCAAGCAAAUUUUCUGAAAUAGAAUCUAGUAGUGGUGAAGAAUGUGAAACCACAGAACAGCCUUCAUGUAGUCAUAGAGGAGGACCAAGAAAUGUUCAUGAAGAAACAUUUAAAAUUCAGAUUGAUGACGAAUGGGAAAUACUACUAGAAUGUCAUAAUCGUCGUCCAGGAAGGCCCAGAAAGGUCAUUGAAGAAACGCCUAAUGAUGUUACUAAUGAUGUAGAGGAGGAGCAAAGUGAACCUGACAGUGACAUGAUGGUUGUUGAAGAGGAGACUGGUAAAGAGCAUGAAACAAGAUCACGGUCUCAACAUUGCCGUCGUGGAAGGUCGAGAAAGUUUCUUGAAGGAACAUCUAGUAGGAAGGAAGAUCAGGAAACAUUACUGCAAUCGCAACAUUGUCAUGUAGGUUUGUCAAGAAAGGUUCUUGAAGGAUUGUUCAAUGAAAUGACUCUGGAAAAUAACACCAGUGUACCAGUGUCACCAAGAAAAUGUGUAGCCAAAAAAUCAACUGGGACACGAGCUAUUCAGUCUAAAAGCCAACAACAAGUAACUAAGAUUAAACCUUUUUUUCCCUUAAAUAUUU